AUGGCCGUGUGCGAUCGGCAGACGCGUUUACAAGGGCGGUGCUUUCGGCACAGCGGUGGGCGGCUGUGCAAGGUCGACGGGUGUGUGACCUUUGCACGCAACCGAAACUGGUGCCGCCGCCAUACCGCCAAGAUUACCAGCGCCUCUGUGCCGCUUUACGAAACCAGCGACGAUUCGUAA
Molecule: messenger RNA, 180 nt
Organism: Aphanomyces astaci
Lineage: Eukaryota; Oomycota; Saprolegniomycetes; Saprolegniales; Verrucalvaceae
Exons: 1
Coding region: 1-180 (59 amino acids)
Source: RefSeq, a predicted model, not a curated record